This is a messenger RNA of Macrosiphum euphorbiae (potato aphid), 543 nucleotides long. The record is from the annotation of a GenBank genome assembly. Lineage: Eukaryota; Metazoa; Arthropoda; Insecta; Hemiptera; Aphididae.
AUGUUCUACAACACUGCAUUAACUUAUUUAUCUAAUCAUUUUGAUUAUGAAUAUUCGCCACUAAAAUUUUUGGAACCACUUGGCUUAAAAUCAAAUUUGUUACUUUAUCAAGAUAUUGCAAAAAUAAUUGAAGUAUUUGGACUAGUUGAUGUAAUUUCUUUAGAUGAAAUAUUUGAAGAAUUUACAAUUAUCAAGCCUGCUAUACCAACAGUUAGCUUCAAAAAUAAUUUAACUGUUUAUGAAAAAUGGUUAGAACUUUUAUCAAUUCAGAAAUUAAAAAAAUUUGAAAUAUUAUUAGAAUUUAUUCUAAGUAUUCCACCAUCUAAUUCUCAUGUAGAGAGGGUUUUUUCGAUGAUGAAACUAAAAUGGACAGAUGUUAAAAAUCGUUGUUCAGUGGACUUAAUAAAAAACGAAUUAAUGAUAACACUGAAUAUAUUGCCUUCCACAAAUAGUUCCUGUACUGAUUUCGUGAACUUAGUGAAAGAUGAUACAGCUUUUUUGAAUGCCGUGAAGAGCCAGAAAAAAUACAAUUGGAAAAAUUAA